UCUCUCUCUCUCUCUCUGACUCUUAGUUACAAACAGCAACAUAACAUACAUAAUAACAUAUACAUUGGUUGUUUGGUUGAACGCUGAAGAUGAAAUCAGUGUGUUAUUAUAAUGUUGCAAUAUUGUGCGUUGUAGCUUUUGUUCUUGUCUUUGGGGGAAGCCAGGUGUGUACGGCAGCAGUGACUUGCAGCCCACUGGAGCUAGCUCCAUGCGCCACAGCAAUCACAUCCUCAAGCCCUCCCUCUGCCAUAUGUUGCGGCAAACUGAAGGAGCAGAGGCCUUGCCUUUGCAAGUAUGUCAAGGACCCUAACCUCCAGAAGCUGGUCAACUCCCCAAACGCCAAGAAGGUGGCAAGCACUUGUGGCUCCCCAUUUCCCUCAUGCCCUAGCUAAUCAUCUCAAGUUUGAUGCUCGCUUUAUAUCUUAAUUACAACUGUGUUUUUGUUUAUGAUCUUGAUUAGUAGCAGCAUUGGCCAAUAGGAGUGAGUGGUGUUGGUAUUAAGAAAGAAUAAUGGUCCUGGCUUUCCCAGGCCCUUGUGACUUGGGAGAGAUGGACGUAUAUGCCUAGUUAUUGUCUGUGUUGAAGCUUUUUAUUUUUGGUUUUGGUUUUGUUGUUGCUCUUGCCGUUAAGCUUUUAGAAGCGGCUUUAUAUAUAAUAUAUGGCUUUCCUAA
Prunus mume (Japanese apricot) is the source of this 671-nucleotide messenger RNA. Lineage: Eukaryota; Viridiplantae; Streptophyta; Magnoliopsida; Rosales; Rosaceae. The record is from RefSeq and is a predicted model, not a curated record.